This is a messenger RNA of Nomia melanderi (Alkali bee), 857 nucleotides long. It is a transcript of the gene ATPsynO, whose product is annotated as ATP synthase subunit O, mitochondrial. The record is from RefSeq and is a predicted model, not a curated record. Gene Ontology annotation, biological process: proton motive force-driven ATP synthesis. NCBI's taxonomy places the organism in Eukaryota, Metazoa, Arthropoda, Insecta, Hymenoptera, Halictidae. Gene Ontology annotation, molecular function: proton-transporting ATP synthase activity, rotational mechanism.
AGAUGUCACUUUCUGAUUCUCUCGGCAGUAGAAUAAGUAUUCACGAACACAGACGUUAAAGUCACUUAUGUAAUGGUGGUCUAAGACCACAUUUGUCUGAUCUGAGGUUUGAAUAAAGUAUUGACAAAAUGUCUUUUAGCAGAGUAAUUGCCCGGUCAUUCUCUUCCAGUUCUGUCAUCCAGCAGAUGGUCAAGCCUCCAAUUCAAGUAUUUGGAACAGAAGGACGAUAUGCCUCAGCCCUUUAUUCAGCAGCUUCUAAGCAGAAGACAUUGAAUAAUGUUGAAAAAGAUCUGAUUAAGUUACAAGAUACCAUAAAGAAAGAUACAAGAUUAGAGGAAUUUAUGAAAAAUCCAUCGAUUAAACGAAAGGAAAAAGUAGAAGCACUUAAGACUGUCAGCAGUAAACUGAGUGUGAGCAAAGAGACUGCCAACUUGUUAGGUUUACUUGCAGAAAAUGGCAGGCUCGGGAAAAUAAAUACUAUAAUAAAUACAUUUAAAUUAUUAAUGGCUGCUACUCGAGGUGAAGUUGUUUGUGAAGUGACCACAGCAAAACCACUCGAUGCUGAUACAAAAGCUAAACUUGAAGCUGCUUUGAAAGGAUUCUUACAGAAAGGAGAAACUAUUUUGCUUACUGCAAAGGUUGAUCCUUCUAUUAUUGGAGGUAUGAUUGUAUCUGUAGGUGAUAAAUAUGUGGAUAUGAGUGUUGCUAAUAAGAUUAAAAUGUACAGUGACAUUAUUUCUACAGCAGCGUAAUCGCUAUUUAGAGUAUUCAGUAAUAUGAAAAGGGAUAAAGUACUGAUUUAGGCAAUCGCAAAAUGUAUAUCAUAGAACAAUAAAUUAUCCGAAUCCAUUUACCUA